Messenger RNA from Dicrocoelium dendriticum, 2186 nucleotides. The record is from the annotation of a GenBank genome assembly. Lineage: Eukaryota; Metazoa; Platyhelminthes; Trematoda; Plagiorchiida; Dicrocoeliidae.
CGCUUUUUCUCUCUUACCGUCCCGUUCCAGCUUCACUUUUAUCCCCCCUGUUUUCAACCCCCAAUUCUUGGCCCUCCCCACCUUGCUUUGCUAGGCUUUUACCUUCUAGUUUCAACUCACAUGUGAACGCGGAGCGUCAUUCCUGUCCUGUCGACAAGCCCAUGUCCAACCAAGCGGCCAAGCCCAGUUCAUCGACUUCCAUUUGGAGCCCUCGAUCAUCCUUCAGAUUGGCAUGCCUCAAUGUACGCACAUUGCUACAGAUCGGUCAACAGGCAGCACUUGCCCGAACAUUAGAGACCCUCUCGAUCGAUAUCUGCUGCUUAUCGGAGACCCGCCUGCAAGACUCGAGCUCUGUGCUCACUUUGCGAUCCCCUUCAGGUGACACCAGCAGCACUUUCUCAUUGCGCCUAUCCGGUGACGAUGCAGCUUCGAGCACCGGCCAAGCCGGUGUUGGUAUUGCCCUGAGUCCCCGGGCUGAAGCUGCUCUGGUUGACUGGAUUCCAAUCAGUAGCCGGAUGUGUGCGGUCCGAUUGGCUGGCUCGUUCAAAGCUUCGAAGUCGCGCGGGACUAACAGGUGUCUAUUCGUCAUCGCUGCCUAUGCACCCACAAACUCUAGCGAUGAUUCGGUAAAAGACGACUUCUAUCGCCAAUUGAACGAGCUCCUUCGCCACAGAAGAAGCACGGACACUGUUGUGCUGGCUGGGGAUCUGAACGCUCAAGUUGGAAAAUUAUCCACUGAUGAACUGCAUCUGGGCGGCCAACAUGGUGUAGGCUCCCGUAAUGAUAACGGUGAGCGGUUACUUCAUUUGUGUGAAGAUGCUCGCUUAUUUCUUGCGAGCACUAAUUUCCGACACAGCACCCGCCGGAGGGUGACUUGGCGCCCACCAGCCUCGAACCAGCUAUGGACGCAAAUCGAUCACAUUGCGAUAAGUUACCGAUGGAGAGGCUGCGUCCAGAACUGUCGCUCGAUUUGGAGCACAUGUGUGGACACCGACCAUGCACUUGUAUGUGCUGACCUGCGGAUGCGUUUUGGCGGACGCCCAAGACGACGUGUGAGCGCAUUGACACCAGCCAACUGGCGAAGCCAGCUGUUCUGAAUGCCUAUCAAAGUACGCUGUCAUGCGAGUUGAGUAAGCGCUCACUGGAUACAAUUGAAGCUCACUGGUCUCAUAUUCACCAGACCUUACUAGCAGCAGGCAAAUCCUCAUGUGGUAAGUCUAAUCGCCAACAUGGACAUUGGGUCUCUUCGCAGUCUCUGGAACUUAUCGAUGCUCGCCGGCAUAUUCCGGCUGGAAGCGAACAUAAUGAAACUCGCAAAGAGCUCCGGGCAAAACUCCGUGCUAGCCUGAAGAGAGACCGCGAAUCCUGGUGGUCUCAUCGUGCAUCAGAGAUGGAAAUGGCCGCUGCCCUUGGUAACCAUCGUAAGUUAUUCCGUCUGAUACGGGAAACGGGCAGCAGGAGACCUGGUGUUAGUGAAACAAUUUAUGACGAGAGUGGACAGCCUAUCCACAAUUUGUCAAAACGCUUGGAGCGUUGGGCUGAGCACUUUGAAAGGCAAUUUAAUCGGUCGGAAUUGUUAGAUUUCUCGCCGGCCACUGAUCGUCCCGCUCCCUGGGCUGUCCCUUUGGAUCCACCCUCUCGCUCAGAAGUCGAACGUGAGAUCGAACUGUUGAAGUUAAAUAAAGCCGCGGGACCAGAUGAUCUUCAUCCAGCCCUCUUCAAAUUCGGGGGACCUGCUCUUGUGGAUGAUUUAUACGAGUUACUAGUGAAACUGUGGGAGCAGGAAACUGUCCCAACCGACUGGAGCCGCUCCGUCAUAGUCCCAAUUUUCAAGGGAGGCUCACGAUCGGAAUGCGGCAACCAUAGAGGAAUCAGUCUGAUCUCCAUCGCCUCCAAAUUGCUUGCCUCUGUCAUCCUUCACAGACUGACUGGCACUUGUGAAAGCCAUAUUCGUGAAGAGCAAGCCGGGUUUCGUCGAGGUCGUGGCUGCAUUGACCACAUCUUCACUUUGCGUCAGUUGUUGGAGCACCGUCACACAUAUUGGCGGCCCACCGUUGUCGUGUUCCUCGAUAUCAAAGGUGCAUUCGAUUCGGUGGAUAGACGUGCACUUUGGGACUGUCUACUCAGGAAAGGUGUACCUGAGAAAUAUGUAAAUAUUAUCCGAGCAUUAUACGCGCGUAGCUCAG